Molecule: messenger RNA, 402 nt
Organism: Chlorella variabilis
Lineage: Eukaryota; Viridiplantae; Chlorophyta; Trebouxiophyceae; Chlorellales; Chlorellaceae
Exons: 1
Coding region: 1-402 (133 amino acids)
Source: RefSeq, a predicted model, not a curated record
AUGGCCGCUGACGUGCACCGCCUGGUUUCGCGGCAAGGCGCCGCCCUCGCCGGCUGCUGCUGCCACACUGCUGCCCUGGCGUGUGUGUCCAACGACUCUGGCUUUGCGGCCAUGCUGCGGUUUGCAGCCAGCCGUGGUGUGGCCACGCUGGCGGUGACGGAUCCGCUGAGGACGCGGCGGCGGCCGCCCUGGGCACCUCCGCCAGAUUAUGGUCGCCACCCGCUGCCCGCGGCGGCCGGCAGGUGCCUGGUCUGGGACGAGCGUUGGCUGCCAGAGGAGCAGCAGGCGGCGGAGGAGGCGGAGCUGGUGAUAGGCUGGGCGAAAGAGGCCGGCCUGCCGCUGCCGCCGCUGCCGUGCGCGGGCAGCGUGGCAGGGACCUGGACCGCCGAGCCACCAGACUGA